Anoplophora glabripennis (Asian longhorned beetle) is the source of this 773-nucleotide messenger RNA. RefSeq lists its product as uncharacterized. The transcript is spliced from 3 exons. Bases 166 to 678 code for a protein of 170 amino acids. NCBI's taxonomy places the organism in Eukaryota, Metazoa, Arthropoda, Insecta, Coleoptera, Cerambycidae. The record is from RefSeq and is a predicted model, not a curated record.
UGGUGAGACUGUUUCCAUAGGCUACAGUUGCCCACGGUCCGUAAAAAAGAUACGGACCGUGACAGUUGCCUACCUGUUAAUUGUUAAAUAAUUUUUCCGCAGUUUAGUUAGUGCAGUGCGAAUAUUUUGAUAUUUAGGUUAGGUAAACAUUUUUCAGAAUUUAAUAUGAGAAAUAUAGAAAUAAAGGCAUAUGCAAGAAAUUUACAGUUGUUAAUUAAAAACGUGAGGUUCAUUAGUAAAUCCGAUGGCCAAAUAAUUAAACAGCACGACACUUUCUUUAAAGUUCCCCAGGGCCGGUUAAAACUAAGAAAAUUUGAGGAGGGAAAUGCUGAACUAAUCUACUAUGAGAGACCCGAUACGGAAGGCCCUAAAUUGAGCUCUUUUGAGAAAACAAAUAUUUCUAAAGAGAAUGUGGAUAGUCUUUGUUCUGUUCUGGCAAAGGCUUUAGGAACAACCGUUAUCGUCAAAAAAGUCCGACAACUAUUUCUAGUUGAUCAGACUAGAAUUCAUGUAGAUUCUGUCGAGGGAUUAGGAGAUUUCUUAGAAUUUGAGGUUGUUUUAAGACCAGACCAAAGUCCAGAAGAUGGGGAGAAAAUAGCAUUUGAUCUGAUGAAGCAGUUGGAAGUUAAAGAAGAAGACUUAAUAUCAACUGCUUAUGCUGACCUACUAAAUAGAUAAAUCAGAAAAUUAAAUGGUGAAAUGGACUAUAAUUUUAAGAUUUAUUACUUUUAAUUUCCACGUCUAGAAAUAGAAAAAUAUUUUAAAAUUAGAGA